CAGAAAAUACGGCUCUGAAGUCUGAACUGGGAAGUGCCGAAGUGGGAGCAGGAGAGGAGAAGUCGAAGAUAAUGGAGGAGACUGGAAGAAGGCCAACUGAUGAAGGAGAAGGGCCGGCGAUAGGGAUCGAUCUCGGAACCACUUAUUCUUGUGUUGGUGUCUGGCAGCCACAGCACGACCGAGUUGAGAUCAUCCCCAACGAUUUAGGCAACCGUACGACGCCGUCUUGGGUUGCCUUCACCGAUUCCGAACGACGCAUCGGCGAAUCUGCACAGUACCAGGCCGCCGUCAAUCCCUCCAAUACCAUCUUUGAUGUGAAGAGGCUGAUAGGUAGAAAGUUUAGUGAUGUAACGGUGCAAAAUGACUUGAAGCUCUGGCCUUUUAAAGUCAUCGCUGGCCCUGAUGGUGGCAGUGGUGGUGGAAAGAAACCAAUGAUAUCAGUCACUUACAAAGGCGAAGAGAAGCUAUUUACUGCUGAGGAGAUAUCUUCAAUGAUCCUCCAAAAGAUGAAGAUUAUUGCAGAGGCAUAUCUAGGCAAACAAGUCAAGAAUGCUGUCAUCACUGUUCCAGCCUACUUCAAUGAUGCACAACGUCAAGCUACAAAAGAUGCCGGCGUCAUUGCUGGGCUUAAUGUCCUACGCAUCCUCAAUGAGCCUACAGCUGCUGCAAUUGCCUAUGGUCUUGACAAGAAAGGAUCUGUGAAGAAGGACGUGUUUGAAGUCAAAGCUGUUAAUGGGGACACCCACCUUGGGGGAGGGGAUUUCAAUAACAGAAUGGUGAGCCACUUUGUAGCUGAGUUUGAGAGGAAACAUAAGAAAGACAUCAGCACAAAUCCUAGAGCCCUAGGGCGGCUGCGAGCAGCAUGUGAGAGGGCCAAGAGAAACCUCUCUUCAGUUACAGAAACGUCUAUUGACAUUGAGUAUCUUUGUGAGGGCAUCGAUUUCUCUUUGAGCAUCAACCGUGCACGGUUUGAGAAAAUGAAUUUGGAUCUCUUCAAAGAUUGCAUGGAACCAGUUGAAAAUUGUUUAAAGGAUGCCAAAAUGGAGAAGAACAACAUUCAUGAUGUUGUUUUGGUUGGUGGGUCUACCCGAAUCCCAAAGAUUCAGGGUUUGUUGCAAGACUUGUUCCAUGGAAAGAAGCUUUGCAAUAGUGUAAACCCGGAUGAAGCUGUCGCUUGUGGAGCAGCUUUUCAUGCUGCAUCCCUGACUGGUGCCUGUUUGGGUACGAAUAAGGAUGUUGUGCUUGUGGAUGUUACUCCUUUGUCUCUUGGUAUUGAGACGUAUGAUUUGGACAUGUCUAUUGUGAUUCCGAGGAAUACCACCAUCCGUACAAAGAUGACAGCGAAGAUGCAAACUGCUGUUGACAACCAAACAAGUAUUUUGUUCCCAGUGUUUGAGGGGGAAAUGCCAAUAGCAAUGGACAACUAUUUUCUGGGCAGAUUCUCCCUCCAUAACAUUCCUCCAGCACCCGAAGGUGUUGCUAAGUUUGAUGUUGAUUUUGAAAUCGAUGCCAAUGGCAUCUUGACUGUGUCUGCAGUACUAGUGGGUAGUGACAACAGAGACCAAAUCACAAUAACCAAUCACAGUGCUAGGUUGUCGAAGGAGGAGAUUGAUCGGAUGGUGAAUGAGGCUGAGGAGUACAAGGCUCAAGAUGAGCAGCGCAAGAAGGCAGCCAUGGCUAAAAAUGCUUUGGAAAAUUACAUCCACUACGCGAGGGGCACUUUGAGCGGCUGUGGGAAUAGGGCUGGGAUGAAAGACAAGAUAGCUUUGAGAGAAGCAGUUGAGAGGACUGGCCGUUGGUUGGAGUGGAACUACCUUCUCUGUGAUGCUCUCAAGUUUGAGGAAAAGAGGAAAGAGCUGGAGGCCGACUAGUUGAGGCCGAUGAGUGUUGAAACUCAGUAUUAGUAUUAGACACUAUUAGUUGCAGAUUAUGGCAUGUUCUCUUUGUUAGGCAGUAUGGUAAAGCUUUUGUAGGCUCAUGAUUCUUGAAGUUUUAUCUGGUUUUGCAGAUCCUUAUAUUGUCCAAAUUGACACUUUGUUGACAAUCCUCCUAAGUGUCCUAUAGAGGAGUAGAUCCUCCCCAUGGGAACCAUAGGAAGGGACUUUGCCAUGUAUGUGAUAUCAAUGCAUAACAGAGAUGUGUUGUAAAUCAAUUUAAACUUUGUCU
Cuscuta campestris is the source of this 2166-nucleotide messenger RNA. The record is from the annotation of a GenBank genome assembly. NCBI's taxonomy places the organism in Eukaryota, Viridiplantae, Streptophyta, Magnoliopsida, Solanales, Convolvulaceae.